UAAGAGUAAACGGAGACCUUCACUCAGGAGCAGCGCACAAAGUGCAGAAGAAAAUCCACCUUGUUUUGGUUUGAAGUGAUCUGGCUCCUGUAUGCGUCCGAAUCGGGGAAGUUUCUCUUGACCAUCUGCGGCCACUUUUAUUUUGGCAAUAUUUAGGUGAAGAUGGAGGCUCUGAAGUUUGUAGUGGUCCUGCUGGUGGUCGUGUUCGUGCAGGUUUUGGGCGCGCUGGGGACUCCGCUCUCCGGCGAAGAGGACGACGGGGACAUCUUGACCGUGGAGAACUGGCAGGGCUACCCGCUAGAGAGAGGAAUAACCAUUCGGCUGGCAGACCUCAUCAAGCGGUCCAAAGCACAGCAGUUCCACGGGCUGAUGGGAAGAAGCUCGGGUGUGUCUCAGCCUGUGAGGCUCGGGAGGAAAAGAAAUAAAGGGGAGAUGUUUGUAGGACUCAUGGGCAGACGGAGUUUAGAUGGAGACGUGGAGGAGGGGUGGAAAUCUGACUCUUACUAAAGAUGAACAUGGAACUUCACCUUAACCAUUCAUACAGCUUUGAUUCAACCAUAAUGUCCGAUACAGUCCUAUGUUGUUGACCAACAGGACUUAAGAGUAUUACACACUCUGACCAGGACAGAUGUUCUAAACGUCUGUUCCAAUUAAAAUCAACUUAAUUAAAGCUGCUACAAAUCACUGAGAUCAUUGCUUAUCCAUCACGGUUGAACUAUAAUCUAUAUUGUUAUCAAUAAUAUUUAGUAUAUUUAAAACUAUGUACAUGUAAGCCUUAUGUCUUUUAAGGGAGUUUGCUUAUUUCAUGCCAAAUCAAUUAAAGCUGAUUACAUUA
Molecule: messenger RNA, 835 nt
Organism: Lates calcarifer (barramundi perch)
Lineage: Eukaryota; Metazoa; Chordata; Actinopteri; Centropomidae
Product: protachykinin-1
Exons: 5
Coding region: 163-507 (114 amino acids)
Source: RefSeq, a predicted model, not a curated record